Meloidogyne enterolobii is the source of this 462-nucleotide messenger RNA. NCBI's taxonomy places the organism in Eukaryota, Metazoa, Nematoda, Chromadorea, Rhabditida, Meloidogynidae. The record is from the annotation of a GenBank genome assembly.
AUGCCAAUUAUUACUAAACCAGAAUAUUGCCCUUCUCCCUUUGUUUUAUUUAAAAAUUCAAGUACUGGAGAAGAUGAAUGUGUUUGUGUUAGGCCUAGAAAUGCGAAUUUGGAGGAAGAAGGAAGUACUUGUGAAUUACAAGAAUCUAACUGUCCAGAAGAAAUAUGCCAAAAUGGUGGAGAAUGUGUACAGUUGGGAAUGAAAGCUUUUUGUAUUUGUCCAAGCGAUUUUAUUGGGAUAUAUUGUGAACAACAUAAAAAUAAUGAAAAUAAAAUAAUUAAUAAUUCUUUAAAUGAGAAUAAUAAUAUUUCUUCUUCAAAAAUAAUUUCAUUAAUUCCUACUAAAGAAAAAGAAUGUAAAGUAAAGGGGAAAAAUUGUUUAAAUGGAGGAAUAUGUACUUUUUCUAAUUUGGAAAAUAAUGAAUCUUUUUGUAAAUGUACUGAGAAAUUUACUGGUACAUAA